AAUACCCAGGUGCCUACGCUGGGGAAGGCAGGAAAGAAGGAAGGAGUGCAUCCAUCUAUUUUCCCUGAAGCUACCAUCACCACCCUGAAAACGGUCCCACAGAAAUAAGUGGCAUUAGGGACAACACGUAAUGAGAGCCAGAGAGAAGAAUCUUGGAGCAAGAAGCAGGGAGGUGAGCAACAGAGCUGCUGCUGUGUCUCAAGCUUCCAACGCCCGUUCAGUUCACACACUGUGGGGCGUCUCUCUCUCUCCAGAUUUAGAGAAAGCAACUAGAAGACACCCACAGGCCGACAUCUUUGAGGCCCCAAGGAAAAAGUCCAAGUGGGCCUUAUUCUAGCCUGACAUGGAUGCAGAAGCCCCAGCUGAGCCCAGAGAACGAAAGGUCACAAACCAGAGCACAGGAUGGAGAAUGAUCUUGGUCCUCAUGCUGUGCCUGCUACAAAGCUCAUCCUCAGCGCCUUCACAUAAAGAUCUCCAUCUCAGAUGGUGGCGGGCUGGCUCUCUCCCCUCCAAGACUCACCUCUGUGCUGUGGACACAUUUCCAUCCUCAUCACCCUUCUGGCAAGACAAGCAUCCCUUUGCAGCUGCAGAUGUGUUGAAGGGCCCAAGGCUGGUGUCUGGAGAAGCCGGGGGAGCUGUCAUCAUCCAAUGCCAUUACACCCCCUUACCCGUCAACAGGCACCAAAGGAAGUACUGGUGCCGUCUGGGGCCUCCAAUGUGGAUCUGCCACACCAUCCUGUCCACCAACUACUACACUCACCACAAGUACCUUGGCCGUGUGGCUCUAGCAGACUUCCCACGCAGUAGCUUCUUCGAGGUGCGGCUCUCCCGGCUGUCCCUGGAUGAUGCGGGGCACUAUCGCUGUGGUAUUGGAAAUAGAAACAACUUGCUCUUCCUCAACAUGAAUCUGAUCAUCUCUGCAGGUCCUUCCAACACGGCCCCCACCACCCCUCCAGCUCCCAGUAAACUCAUCACAGCAUCCUUUGGGACAGCAGCUCCAGGAACCCCAGGACCUCCUCAGACUCAAGAAGAAGAAGAGGGAUCAGAAUGUGAUAGAAUUGUUCCAAGUGCUGAAACCAGCAAAACCCAGAGAAGACAAAGCCCAGGGACAGACAGGGAAGUAGCUCCAGAAAUGCACAGCCAGACAGAAGGCUCCAUCAAGACAACAGUCUCCACUGUGGAGAGUCCAGCUUUAAAUCACAGAGGCUUGUCCCGUACACCAGAGGAUGCAUGGACACAGAGCACCGGGAGAUCAGUAACAAAUGAAAUUAGGAUCACACAGAGUGAGCUCCAGAUGACAACUACACAGGCCAACUGGCCAGGGGAGGGAACAGAGAGAGUCAGGAUGGCUCUGGGGACAGCCAGGAAGACCACAGAGACCACAAGGCCCUCAGCCUUGAUGUCAGCACAAGCUCCCUGGGAUAUCCUUAGAGAAACACUAGUGGUUUCUCAGCAACAAGCCCUGGGCUCUAUGGAGGGAUCAACUCUGGCUCCAGGUACAUGGACCUUGGAGACCCCCCACUUAGAUGCAGCAUCUGUGAAAGGAAGCACUGACCAGAACCUAGACAGCACUACUGUGGGAUAUGGUGGUCUCCAAGGAGAUAGUAGCUCCCAAGCAACACUGAGCCAGGCCCUAGCAACAGAUCGCCUGAGGCCCACUGGCAAGGGGGCUUCCAUGAAGAGUGCUUUUCCAGAUGGGGAAAGCAGCUCUUGGAUCCUGACUCCUGGUUCAACGAUGCUGGCUCUGUUUCUGCUCGUGGCUCUUGUCCUGAUACAAAGGAAGAUCUGGAGAAAGAGGACCUCUCAGGAAGCAGAAAGGGCACCAAGAGUCACUCUGAUUCAGAUGACACAUCUCCUGGAAGUAAACCCCCAACCAAAGCAACUCUUCCAUGUGCAAGGAAAAGCACUGCAUGACUUUCCUCCUAUACAAGCCAGCCUGACCAUCCAGGAAAAGGACCCAGGACCCUGAGAAAUGGAAACAGCUGUUACGAUAGAGCAAGGAUUAGGACCAAACAACUUCAUGAUCCUAGCCCUUUUCAUUUUCCUUCUUCCACCUGCAUGAAGACAAGUGAACAGAGCUUAAAGCCCACAAAGGGAAUAGGAGGUUGACCAUCUUGGACCCUGGAAGUUCAAGUAUUCUCCACAUGUCUCCAUCGGUGACAAUAUGACUCAAAGAAGCUUUCAAGAAAAGACCUAGGAAACACUAGAAGAAGCCACCUGGGAUACGUGUGAAAUUUCCAUUUCGGGAAGCUUCCAACAGUGUGGAAAACAACUUUUUUUGGCCAUCACUGUUAACCCUACUUUUCUGAUGUUUAUUCAGCCUUAAUCUGCUACUCACAUUUACUAAUGAUUGUCUCUAUCAGUUAGGCUUGCUCAAGUAGAGACUCAGCUACUUAGAGCAGUAAUUAUGAGAAGUGGAGCUGUGGCUCAUGUGGUAGAGCACAAGCCUUGAGCAAAAAAGCUAAGGAACAGUGCCUAAGCGCUGAACUCAAGCCUCAGCAGCAGCAUACCCUCACAGAAAGAACAAUAAUUGUACUUUAUUCACCUCAAGUCUCCAGAGAACUUACAGCUCAGUAGGACCCUAGUAUCUCUCUGUGGCUGAUUUGCUGUCUGGGAAGGAAUGGGCUCAGUGGCUUCUGGGGACUCACCCAGACAAGAGCUCUGAAUUUCCCUGGGCCUCUGCCCUGUCAUCUGGGAGGCCCCGGAUGGGUCUCUAGUAACAGGUGGUUUCUUUGUUGAGACCAAAGGAAAGAAUGCUUAGCCCGCAUUUAACCCCAUCUACAUUGUGUUACAAACUUUGUGACCCAAUCAAGAUUUUCUGGGAUUUUCCUAAAUUCAUAGAAGAAAGUGCUUUUUGGUAGAUUUUUACUUUCUUUAUAAAGUCCUUCUUGUUCACUUAUGAGUCUUUAAGCUCAAAGACUGUUAACAAAACUGGAAAUUAAUGUUGAAGGGUUGAGGUUGGGAAAAAAAAAUAGAGGAAUGUUAUGUGGAUUCUGUCUUAUAACCAUUAUUAUCUCAUGAACAUUGGGGAACUUUUUCUCCCUCCCAUAACCCCACUGACUUUUCAGAAAUCACAUCUGGUUUCUUUUUUGUUCUCUUGACAGAUGUGUUAGCAAGCUGUCUGGACUCUGUGUUUAGACAGAGCAGCCCUUUGAGCAACAGGAGCAGAAGGGAAAGGCUCCAGUAUGGAAUCGGAAUUGUGAUAUAGACAUCUCCAGAAAACCCUCAGCCCCUCCUUCUAGGCUGUCAGCAGCAUCCAAACCCUUCAGUAACAACCCUUCCUCCUAUCUAUCUGGUUGUGACCCUGGAUGCUGAACCCAGAAAGCUAAGGGAGGCUGUGAAGGGCUUCUAGGGCAGACUUCUUGUUUUGAAUAAAAGUAGGUUGCACGCAUCUGACCAAGCAGAACCACAGAACUGAUAACUGCUUAAGAGAUUAACUCCUAAAUCCUUCCGUCUAGCAGUGAGGACACAGAGGCCUUGUUGAAGUCAGUUGUUUGAAACCACUCAGGGAAGCCAGCUAGUGAGAGCAGAGUUACUACUACAGAACUUGUGGCCUUACUUUUCUGGCAUUGCCAGUUCACUGUUAGAAUGGAGCACUGUAACAAAGCAAGACUCACGGUCAAAACUCUACAAUUCUGCAGUAAUUUUUCCAGACUAGUUUCAUGGCCACAACCUUGGGGCUUGUCUGAAAAUCUGCAAGAGACACAGGGAAGACUAUUAUUUCAAUCCAUGAUCCCAUAGUAAGGAAGAAGCCCUGAUAUUAUUCAUCUAAGACUACUUGGCUUAUUAGUGGUAGAUACAGGCCAGAAUUCAAGCUGUUCACUCUACCCAACGAGUGUUUACCAAGUUGUCCAAUGAACGCAGCUUCUCAGCAUGCUAAAAGGUCUUAGGAGGAAAACACAACUUAGUAGGUCAAAGAAGUCUGGGAAAUGCUAAAUUAGCCAACAACUACAUUUUUCUAUUCAGAAUUUCUGAGCCUUUAACAUAAAAAGAAAUAUUAUAAAUACCUCUGAAGGUGGGGAAGGUUA
This is a messenger RNA of Dipodomys spectabilis (banner-tailed kangaroo rat), 4028 nucleotides long. RefSeq names its product Fc fragment of IgA and IgM receptor (gene Fcamr). Gene Ontology annotation, cellular component: plasma membrane. The record is from RefSeq and is a predicted model, not a curated record. Gene Ontology annotation, molecular function: transmembrane signaling receptor activity. Lineage: Eukaryota; Metazoa; Chordata; Mammalia; Rodentia; Heteromyidae.